Tripterygium wilfordii is the source of this 1854-nucleotide messenger RNA. RefSeq names its product zinc finger protein NUTCRACKER-like. Gene Ontology annotation, cellular component: nucleus. NCBI's taxonomy places the organism in Eukaryota, Viridiplantae, Streptophyta, Magnoliopsida, Celastrales, Celastraceae. The coding region runs from base 242 to 1495 and encodes 417 amino acids. The transcript is spliced from 3 exons. The record is from RefSeq and is a predicted model, not a curated record. Gene Ontology annotation, molecular function: DNA-binding transcription factor activity.
UCACCGCCUCUCACAAAUUACACCAAUUCUUUAUUCCAUUUUUUAAUUAGAAAGCACACUUUCAUGUCUGUAACAGAGAGCGAGUCUUUGGUCUCGUAUAAUAUAUAUUAUCACCUUAUGUUUUUUAGGGUUGAGAGGAUUGAGAUCCAUAAUAACAGAGUAUUGCUAAUUUUGUUGGGGUUAAUUUUUCUUAAGCACGACUCUCUCUCAUGAUAUUUUCCUUUAUUGGGUUUCUUGUCAGAUGGCAGAAGCAACAGUGAAUUCAAAUGGGAAUUUUGUCCAAAACCCAGAUGGUGGAUCCAAUCCUCCUGCUCCUCUUCUUGUAAAGAAGAAAAGAAACCUCCCAGGAACACCAGAUCCUGAUGCGGAGGUCAUAGCCUUCUCCCCGAGGACUCUAAUGGCGACCAACAGAUUCGUGUGUGAAAUAUGCGGCAAAGGGUUUCAACGAGAUCAAAAUCUGCAACUCCAUCGACGAGGGCACAAUCUUCCAUGGAAGCUGAAGCAGAGGAGUAGCAAGGAAGUGAAGAAGAGAGUAUAUGUUUGUCCUGAAAAGACUUGUGUUCACCAUCACCCAUCUAGGGCUCUUGGGGACUUAACAGGUAUAAAGAAGCAUUUCUUUAGAAAACAUGGAGAGAAGAAGUGGAAGUGUGAGAAGUGCUCAAAGAGGUAUGCUGUUAAGUCAGAUUGGAAAACGCACUCUAAGACUUGUGGAACUAGAGAGUAUAGAUGUGACUGUGGCACUCUUUUUUCAAGGAGAGAUAGUUUCAUCACUCAUCGAGCGUUCUGCGACGCCUUAGCUGAAGAAACAGCAAGAGUAAAUGCUGCAUCAAACAUCGACUUAGCUGCAAAUUAUGAUCAUCACUUGAUGGGGGCAGCUCCAGUACUAGCACCUAAUAUGGCUCAACAUUUCACUUCUACUUUCAAGCCAGUGAUCUCAAGCAACAAUGACCAAUCAACAAUUGAUCAUACUCAUGCACCAUCUGCUUAUCAAAUGAAUUGGUCAAUUCUCGGAAACAAGUUAUCUUUAUCAUCAAACGGUGCUGACCAUCAUCUUCAUCAAGAGCUAAUUACAAGCACUUCACUUCCAUUAAGCAAUGUGAAGGAGCAGCUUGUGAGUGUUCCUUCCUUAUACAGCAACCAGAACCAACAAUAUUCUCAUCAAACACCUUCACCGAACAUGUCAGCCACAGCUUUGUUACAAAAGGCAGCUCAAAUUGGGGCAAUUACCUCAACUGACCCAUCAUUUCCAGGAAGUACUUUUGGGUUGAAAUCCCAUAACAACAAUCAAGUUCAAGACCAUGGGAUGAACAAAUACCCCAUAGCUACUAGUUGUGUUCUUGUAAGCAAUGAAAUGGAGAACCAGCUAUGCCCAGCUGCCGUCAAACGCCGGCGAAUAGAGAGUGAUCAAGAUUGUCCAAGAGGGGAAACCCGAGACUUCCUAGGUGUUGGUGAAGAAACAAUCGGCCCCCCAUCAUCAAUCAAUGGAUGGGUUUGACAUCAAACACUUGAGGGGUAAAAGGAAAAGAUGAGCUAGCUGUUGAAGAGUUACAGAGGAGAUCCAUGCAUAUUCUCUUGAACCGUGAAAGCUGAUCCCUUUAAGAAACAGUGGUGGCUUUAAUAUUGGCAAAAAAGGAGGAGAGGGUGGAGUAGUGGGGGAAAAGUGAUCAUAUAUAGCCUCCUUUUGAGCUCCAUUAUUGGAUGCUUUGUGUUCAAUUUCUGUUGUAGAAAGUGUUUGUCAAACUGAACUAAAAAGAGGUAUCUUCAUUGCUCAAAGGCUUGAUUUAAUUUAGCUCAUGCUACAUAGGUUUAAUCAGCCUAUCAUUUGAAUAAACUAAUGUAACCUUCUUCUUCUUU